Messenger RNA from Leguminivora glycinivorella, 1822 nucleotides. RefSeq names its product argininosuccinate lyase (gene Argl). Bases 140 to 1603 code for a protein of 487 amino acids. The transcript is spliced from 9 exons. Gene Ontology annotation, cellular component: cytosol. Gene Ontology annotation, molecular function: argininosuccinate lyase activity. Lineage: Eukaryota; Metazoa; Arthropoda; Insecta; Lepidoptera; Tortricidae. The record is from RefSeq and is a predicted model, not a curated record.
CCUAUUUGAUAACCCCAUGAACCAUCUCGCUAUUAGUAUCUUUUAGUACCGCAGCUGUUCUGCCGUAGCAGUAUGAUUUAACUCGUUGAACAACAAGGAAAACUUUCUUUUAAAUUUUAUUAGAUCACAACUAUAUUAAAUGUCUAACGCCGACCGAUACCAGUUAUGGGGCGGGUGCUUCUCCGAGGAGCCCUCAGCAGUGCUGCGGCGACUGAACGACUCGUUGGCAGUCGACACCCGGCUCUACAGAGAAGACAUCGCCGGCAGCCAGGCAUGGGCGCGCGAGUUGCACCGCAGUGGGCAUCUGUCUGAACAGGAUAACAGCGCCAUCCAAAUUGGACUUGAUAAAGUAGAAAAAGACAUCGAAAAGGAACUAUCGCAAGCCGGCCGCCUCAAUGAUCCAGAAGAGGAUAUCCACUCAGUAGUGGAGCGCAGAUUGCAUGCGUACGCAGGCGACGCGGCGCUGCGCUUGCACACGGCGCGCAGCCGCAAUGACCAGUCGGCUACGGACACUAGGCUGUGGAUGCUGACCUCGCUGCCGGCGCUGAGUUCAGCUCUCAAGCAACUCAUUGAGGUUCUAAUUAAGCGCGCCAGCGAUGAAAUAGACAUUAUUGCUCCAGGCUAUACACACCUCCAACGCGCUCAACCGAUUCGCUGGAGUCAUUUUCUAUUAAGCUAUGCAUGGGGUCUCCGAGACGACGUAAAGAGACUGAAAGAGCAGAUGGGCCGUCUCUCAAGAUGUCCACUAGGCAGCGGCGCCAUAGCGGGCUGUGCUCUCCCGAUCGACCGCACCAGGCUGGCCCGGUCCCUUGGAUUCCAUGACAUCACGCCCAACUCCAUGUUCGCUGUGUCUUCGCGGGAUCAUAUUGUGGAGUUCCUAAACUGGGUGGCCUUAUGUGGUCUACACUUGAGCAGACUGUCGGAAGAUUUGAUCAUUUAUAGCUCGCAAGAAUUCGGGAUAAUUCGUCUUUCCGAUCAAUUUUCCACUGGAUCCAGUCUAAUGCCCCAGAAGAGGAACCCUGAUGGCUUGGAGCUGGUUCGAGGAGCCGCUGGUCUACUUCUUGGAGACAGCUUCGCAUUCAGCUGUGUCCUUAAGGGACUACCCAGCACUUACAACAAGGAUUUGCAAUCUGAUAAGGAGAUAUUGUUCAGAUCAUAUGACAGAUUGCUCGACUGUCUCAAAGUCACAAUGGGGACUGUUUGCACAAUGGAGGUGAACAGCAGCAGGGCUAUCAGCUGUCUCGAGCCGGGCAUGCUAGCGACAGACUUGGCACACGCACUGGUGCGGCGCGGCGUGCCUUUCCGCCGAGCGCACCAUUUGGUCGGUGUCGCCCUGCGUCGAGCCGCUGAGCUCGGCGUCGACUUGCAGGGACUACCGCAUAAGGAAUAUGUUGCUAUAAGUCCCGAAUUUGGUACCGAGAAAGAGCUAGCCUCCUUGUUCUCUUGGGAAUCCAGUGUGGAGCAAUACUCAAGCACCGGUGGGACGGCCAAGCAGGCCGUUGAGCUGCAACUCGAGGCGCUGAGCACCUGGCUGCAAGGGCAGCCGCCCUGCUCCGCGGUCCCUCGCCCCGAUGAAACGCCGUACCCGUGUGGCCUCAAAUAGACUGACACCUUUACAAGUCACGGAAUGUAUUUUCUCAAUUUCAUUUACCUUCAUCAUUUUCGCAAGCCAGAGAGGAUUCCAAACAGUCCGUCAUGGAAAUGUAAAACACUGUAAUGUUGAAUUGAAUGUGACAAUAAGAUUUUUUUUUAUGAAAUUAAAAUUCCAUUCCUUAACGACGCAGUAGUGUUACUACUAAAUAAAACAAAUUAAAAAAUAUUU